Molecule: messenger RNA, 2263 nt
Organism: Ciona intestinalis (vase tunicate)
Lineage: Eukaryota; Metazoa; Chordata; Ascidiacea; Phlebobranchia; Cionidae
Source: RefSeq, a predicted model, not a curated record
AAGAGUUAGAUGGUGACUGUAUGGUUGGUAGGAUAUUAUUAUUCAAAGUCUGUUCUCAAUUUUGAGUGAAAAUGUCUUCAAGGAAAAUGACUCUGCCUCCCAGGCUUCCACUGUUGUUGGUUGGAGACUGUGUGUUAAUGCCUGGCUCUUCUAAGAGGAUUAAAGUAUCAACACCUCGAAAUAUGAGGUUGGUUAAAGAAUAUUUGUUACAAAGCGCUUCUCUUGGAUCCACUAUUAUUGGGAUAAUUCCGGACACUUUGGACCCUCCUUCAUCUGAUGAAAUACCUGAGAAUAUUCAUCGAACUGGUACAGCAGCCAUCGUGGUUCAAGUUACUGGCACUAACUGGCCUAAACCUAACUACACAAUGUUAGCACAUGGUUUGUGCAGGUUUAAUGUGGACCAGAUCAUAAGAGACACUCCAUACAUAUCUGCUAAGGUGUCGCAGAUUGGUAAAUGGCCAUCGGAGCCCGAUGACGCACGAGGUACCGAUGGCGCGGUGUCCGAACUCGCGUCACAAUUGCGCAAGGAUGCCUUGGAACUUGUCGAGGCACUUGACAUGUCGGUGCCGGUUGUCUCUCGAUUGCGACAACUCCUUGACAGGCUACCAGACCAUUCGCUACCCGAUGUGUUGGCGGCAAUUGUUCGAUCAUCAACACAAGAAAAACUGAAGAUUCUUGAUGCGAUGGAUUUAGAAGAAAGAUUACGAAGAGCGAUACCUUUGAUUAUGCGACAAUUGGAAAGCAUUAAGUUUAUCAAAGGGAAAGAUCCUGAGACCAAGAAACGCGAUUCUGAAUCUCGGACUCUCAAUGAUGAUGUUCAGGAUGUUAUUAUCAUCAGAGGAGCGGAUGGGAGGAAGAAAGAUGGUGAGAGGAAGUUCAGGAUCACUCCUAUCCAGAGAGAUGGGAAGAUGGGGGAUGAUGAUGAAGAUGAACUGCAACUUCUAGAAAAGAAAAUUGAUUCAGUUGGUUUAUCACAAGAUGCUCUUAAAGUGGCAAAAAGAGAAUUAAAAAGAUUAAGAAAACUCCCAACAGCUAUGCCAGAACACGCAUUAACUCGCAGCUACGUUGAGCUACUUGCAGAUUUGCCGUGGAACUCUAGCAGUAACGACAAACUGGAUUUAAACCAAGCAAAGUUGGAUUUGGACGUCGACCAUUAUUCAAUGGAUAAACUAAAACGCAGAGUGCUGGAAUAUUUAGCUGUGCGGCAAUUACAGUCAAAUAAAUCGAAACAGAACGUCAAAGGGCCGAUCCUAUGUUUUGUUGGACCUCCAGGUGUCGGAAAAACCAGUGUUGGUCGCUCGAUUGCUAAAACUUUGGGUCGGAAGUUUCACCGAAUAUCACUUGGUGGAGUGUGUGACCAAUCUGACAUUCGCGGCCACAGAAGAACUUACGUAGGAAGCAUGCCAGGGAGGAUCAUAAAUGGAUUGAAAACUGUUGGAGUCAACAACCCUGUGUUUCUACUUGAUGAAGUGGAUAAGUUAGGUAAAGGACUACAAGGUGACCCAGGAGCGGCUUUACUAGAAGUUUUAGACCCCGAACAAAAUCAUACGUUUGUUGAUCAUUAUUUAAACGUUCCUUUCGAUUUGUCAUCUGUUCUAUUUAUAGCAACAGCAAACUCUAUAACUGGAAUACCAACUGCACUGCUGGAUAGAAUGGAAGUUAUUGAGGAGGCGGGAGUCCGGGAUCUUGAUCGGAAGUUGGCAGGAAUCUGCAGAUCAAUCGCUCUCACUGUUGCAAACCAUGAUACGAAAAACAACAAGGUGGAAAUAACAAUUGAUGAAGCUGAGCUUAAAGAUAUACUCGGUCCUCAAAGAUUCGAUCGAGAAUCGGCGCAAAUACUGACAAGACCGGGUGUGGCUGCUGGGUUAGCUUGGACACAAACAGGGGGUGAAAUACUUUACGUUGAGGCGAGUCGUAUGGCUUCUGUUGAAGGGGGUGAGGCAGGAGGUCACAUGACACUCACUGGCCAAUUAGGAGACGUUAUGAAGGAAUCAGCUCAACUUGCAGUCAGCUGGUUGAGAAGUAAUGCUCAAAUACUUGGGAUUGAUAAUGGAGGUAUUCGUUUACUACUUUAACACAUAUUUCUCUGUUUUCUAUCAAUGGUAUUAUGGCUGGUUUUUAAAUGGAAACUUAAAGUCUGUGUUAUGUCAAUGCUGUGGUAGUUUGUUGUAUAAUGGUAACAGUAGAAGUUGGUGGCAUUUGUCACUGGAAAUUUAAACGAUGCCGUACUCUACCACAUAACUUUUGUAAACAUUUAUAAUCG